AUGGAUUCUCCUAUUUCUUCUGUUUCUGGAUCUCCGACUGGCCCUAAGUCAGAUCCUCCUACUUUUGCCAAUUAUAUCCUUGCUCCGCUUAGUAUGGAUAAAUUGGAUGGCUCAAACUACGAUUCAUGGUCUUCAGAUCUGAUUCCACCUAAACCUUCUACGUCAUCAGCACUUGUUAUGCCCAAUGUUUCUUCUGAUUUGGGAACUCUGGACACGCUGCUCAAGAACAACGGCACCUUCUCGGAACCCCAACUGGCGACGGUGGCGCGUCAGGUGCUUAGCGGGCUUAGCUACCUCCACGCGCACAAGAUCAUACACCGCGACAUAAAGCCGUCGAACCUUCUUGUGAAUGGGAAGAUGAAGGUGAAGAUCGGCGAUUUCGGUGUGAGCAAGAGGCUUCUUUAUGAGCUAUUAAGGAAACUGGAUGCAGAACUAAAGCAUGAAGUUUUCCAUUGGGCUGCAUAUUAUCUUGAGCAAAGAUUCUUCUGUGGUUAUCCAGUACCUUUGGUGUUAGCUCAGAAUUAG
This is a messenger RNA of Gastrolobium bilobum, 525 nucleotides long. Its product is annotated as MAP kinase kinase MKK2/SSP33-like. Gene Ontology annotation, molecular function: ATP binding; protein serine/threonine kinase activity. The transcript has 5 exons. Gene Ontology annotation, cellular component: cytoplasm. Bases 1 to 525 code for a protein of 174 amino acids. The record is from RefSeq and is a predicted model, not a curated record. Gene Ontology annotation, biological process: protein phosphorylation. Lineage: Eukaryota; Viridiplantae; Streptophyta; Magnoliopsida; Fabales; Fabaceae.